AUGGCUCUGCUCGGCUCACCUGCAGAGGUGGCAGUGGCGGCAGAGGGAAGGAGAAGAGAGGCAACCAGGGAACAGACAGAACAGUUUGAGAGCAAAGGCAGGAGGGUGAAGGCACCAGGCAGCUGCAGGAAAAUGGUGGUGCUGGGUCGGCAGGUGGAACAGGCAACAGCAGCAGUGCAGCAGGACGACAUCCUAAGAGCAAAGAGGAAGCAGUUCAUCCGUUCAGUGGGUGAAGUGACAAUAAAUGGCUUGCUGGAUGAACUUUUGGAGAAGAAAGUGCUGAACCAGGAAGAGAUGGAGAGAAUAAAACUGGAAAAUGACACUAUUAUGGAAAAGGCACGGGACCUGUGUGAUUCUGUCAUUCGGAAAGGUCCCAAGGCAUGUCAAAUCUUUAUUAAUUAUAUUUGUAAAGAAGACGUCUACCUGGCAAGAAAUAUAGGACUUUCUUAA
Peromyscus californicus insignis is the source of this 450-nucleotide messenger RNA. RefSeq names its product putative caspase recruitment domain-containing protein 17P. Bases 1 to 450 code for a protein of 149 amino acids. Gene Ontology annotation, molecular function: cysteine-type endopeptidase activity; caspase binding. Gene Ontology annotation, biological process: proteolysis; regulation of apoptotic process. NCBI's taxonomy places the organism in Eukaryota, Metazoa, Chordata, Mammalia, Rodentia, Cricetidae. The record is from RefSeq and is a predicted model, not a curated record. The transcript is spliced from 2 exons. Gene Ontology annotation, cellular component: protein-containing complex.